AUGGCAUCGGACGGGAAACGCUUCAGCUCGCACAAUGUGCGGUGCUGCACCUUGAUAGGUCAUGUCGACCACGGCAAGUCUUCCUUCGCCGACUCGUUGCUUGCCGCCAACAACAUCAUUUCGGCUCGUAUGGCUGGCCAGAUCCGCUACCUUGACUCGAGAGAAGAUGAGCAAGAACGAGGAAUCACCAUGGAGGCAUCGGCGGUGUCGCUCUCCGUCAAGAUGCGCGUGCACGACCCUACAAAAGGCUGGGAUCCAGACAAUCUCCCUCCCAUCCAGGACUUUAUGAUCAACCUCAUCGACACACCCGGUCACGUCGAUUUCUCUUCCGAAGUAUCAACAGCAUCCAGACUGUGCGAUGGUGCACUGCUCAUCGUCGAUGUCGUCGAAGGCGUGUGUGCUCAGACCGUCACGGUGCUGCGCCAGGCGUGGCAGGAUGGUCUCGAGCCCAUCCUCGUGCUCAACAAGGUCGACCGACUCAUCACCGAACUCAAACUCUCGCCAAACGAGGCGUAUCAUCACCUUAUACAAGUCAUUGAGCAGGUCAAUGCUGUCGUCGGUUCAUUCUUUGCCUCUGCACGUAUGGACGACGACGAGCGCUGGCACGAGGAGCGUGAGAAGCGCAUUGCAGCACGCAAGCAAGCCAAAAAUGACUCGAUUGCUGCCUCGACCGCUACCGACGUUGAAGCAGCCGGCGACGAUGCGCAAGACCAGGAUCGUGAAGAGAGAGACGACGAAGAUAUCUACUUCGACCCUUCCAAAGGCAACGUCAUCUUUGCCUCUGCCAUGGACAACUGGGCCUUCCGUCUCGAACGAUUCGCCAUGCUCUACGCCAAAAAGAUGGGCAUCCAAGAGUCCAAACUACGCAAAGUGCUGUGGGGAGAUUUCUACUUUGACCCCAAGACCAAACGUGUUCUCAGUCAAAAGCAGAAAGAAAAGGAAAAGCGUCCGCUCAAGCCUAUGUUCGUCCAAUUCGUCCUCGAGAACAUCUGGUCGGUCUACGAUGCCGUUGUCGAAAAUCGCGAUCAGGAAAAGAUCGAAAAGAUUGUCUCGUCACUCAACCUCAAGGUACAUCCGCGCGAUCUCAAGUCCAAGGACGCCUCGACGCUCAUCAAGGCCAUCGUCAGUCAGUGGCUGCCUCUGGCGAGCUGUGCGUUUGCCGCCAUCAUCUUCGUGAUCCCACCCACGAGCAAGGCGCAAGCAAAGAGGAUUCCCAUGAUGCUCAAUCCCGAUAUGAGUUACUUCGAUCGAGGCAACUACAAGGCAAAGACGGCGCUGGAAGAGCAUCUUAUGAGUGCCGAGAUUGGGCCCAAGUCAAACCGCAUCGCCUACGUCAGUAAGAUGUUCGCGGUCAAGAAGGACGACUUGCCUGAGGCCAAGAAGGCUCCGCUGACCGCCGAGCAGAUGCGAGAGCGUGCAAAGGAAAGCAGGGAGCGUCAGAAUGCAGUCCGAGCUGCGCUGGCCGCGACAGGUGCCUCGAUGGAUGCAGCUUCCACCGACGCCUCUAUCGAGUCCAACGGCACCAGUCUCGAAGAAGCAGAGGCACAGCGUGCUGCACGUGCUGAGCGAGAGUCACAGGCUCUAGCGGAGAAGGACGCGACACAAGUAGACGAAGAGGAAGAUCAGGGCUCAGACGAGGUCGUGCUCGGCUUUGCCCGGCUCUACUCGGGCACCUUGCGCGUGGGUCAGUGGAUGUACGCUCUGCUGCCCAAGUACAACACAUCUCUCCCGCCGUCUCAUCCUUCCAAUGGCAAGCACAUCAAAGCGGUGCAGAUCGAAGCACUUUACAUGAUCAUGGGUCGCGACCUGCUCGCCGUCAACGAGGUGCCUGCAGGUAACGUCUUUGCCAUUCGCGGAAUGGAAGGCCGCGUGCUUCGCAAUGCCACGCUUUGCUCGCCUUCGCUCGUCCAAUCGUACCCGAUCGACCGCCACACCGACCCAGUCUCGAUCGACGCUACCGUUGCCAAGUCCACAUUUGUCAACUUGGCCGGCAUCAACAUGCUAUCUGCUCCCAUCGUCCGCGUUGCGCUCGAGCCGAUGAACCCGCAGGACAUGCCUAAGCUCGUCGAAGGGCUCAAGCUGCUCAACCAGGCUGAUCCGUGCGUGGAGUCCUUGGUCCAAGAUUCGGGCGAGCACGUCAUCCUCACUGCAGGAGAGUUGCACCUCGAGCGAUGCCUUAAGGAUCUGCGAGAGCGGUUCGCCAAAUGCGAGAUCCAGGUCAGUCCACCUCUGGUUCCUUUCAGAGAGACGUGUGUCCGAGCGCCCGAGAUGCCGCCUCCGAAACUCGAAGGUGCAGCGCGAGGAACUACCGAGGGUAACGUUGCCAAUGGGGCUGUUUCGUAUCGUGUGCGUGCCGUGCCUCUGCCCAAAGCAGUGGUCGAUUUCCUGCUGGCCAACACGCAGACGCUGCGUCGUCUUCAGAAUAGAAGUGCGGGUGGAGCGGUGGAGGAGGAUGCGGAUGCUGCGUCGGGUUCGGUGGAUGCUGCCGGGUCGCUGGCCAGCAAGACGGUGCGGGCCGACAAGUUCUGGUCGACGCUAGCGAACGUGUUGGAGAAGUGCGGACAGGAUAGGACGGGUGAGGACUGGCGCGAGAUUGUGGAGAAGAUUGUGUCGUUCGGACCGCGUCGAGUGGGUGCCAACAUGCUUGUCGACCGAACGGGCAGUGGAAGGACGAGUCUGCGAAACCGAACGGACCCCUCGCGUGCGGCGACGAGGCAGUCUUCGGGCAUCGCCACGCCUUCUGCAGCUGCUGCAUCGAAUGGCGCCGAUGGCACUGCGGAUAAAUUGUCGGAUGCGCUGCACAAGAUGGCACUUGGCGAAGACUCGGAGGAGUCCACUGCGCGCACCGGUGUCAACCUCUCUGCGCUCAACGAGAGUCUCGACUCCGGCUUCCAGAUGGCCACCUCUGCUGGCCCGCUGUGCGCGGAACCCAUGCAGGGCGUUGCGUUCUUCCUGGAGACCAUCACGCUCUCGCCCUCCACGUCAACGUCUUCGCUGUCGUCCGUGACCGGUCCGCUGAUGUCGACCUUCCGCGAAAGCUGCAAGCAGUCGCUCCUGGAUUGGUCGCCACGCCUUAUGCUCGCCAUGUACAGCUGUGACAUUCAGGCGUCCACCGAGGUGUUGGGCAAAGUGCACGCCGUGCUGGCCAAACGCAGAGGCAAGAUCAUCUCGGAAGAGAUGAAGGAGGGCACCUCGUUUUUUACCGUAGGCUCGCUGUUGCCCGUCGUCGAGAGUUUUGGGUUCGCCGAUGAGAUCCGGAAGCGCACCUCGGGCGCAGCCAGUCCGCAGCUCAUCUUUAAAGGCUUCGAGCUGUUCGAUCUGGAUCCGUUCUGGGUGCCGAGGACCGAGGAGGAGCUCGAGGAUCUGGGCGAGAAGGGAGAUCGCGAGAAUGUGGCCAAAAAGUACAUGGACUCGGUGCGGAAGAGGAAGGGCUUGUUUGUCACCCAGAGGAUCGUGGCCGCUGCGGAGAAGCAGAGGACGCUCAAGUCAAAUUGA
This is a messenger RNA of Sporisorium graminicola, 3495 nucleotides long. RefSeq lists its product as uncharacterized. The record is from RefSeq and is a predicted model, not a curated record. Gene Ontology annotation, cellular component: cytosol; ribonucleoprotein complex. Gene Ontology annotation, biological process: cytosolic ribosome assembly. NCBI's taxonomy places the organism in Eukaryota, Fungi, Basidiomycota, Ustilaginomycetes, Ustilaginales, Ustilaginaceae. Bases 1 to 3495 code for a protein of 1164 amino acids. Gene Ontology annotation, molecular function: GTPase activity; GTP binding; ribosome binding. The transcript has a single exon.